AUGAAAUAAUAAAUUGCACCAAAACCCAAAAUUACUACUCAAUUACCAAUAUUGCCAGAAAUAAAAAGAUAAUCCAAGGAUUCUUUGGGGACUCCUCUGUAAGUUGCGUAUGAAUAUAUAGGAAAUUAAUGAAACCAGCUAUUUAGAAUCCUUUAUCAUAAUCUCGUCUUUCAAGAUAAUCAAGUAGCAUUGAAACUACAAUAUCAUAAGAAUCAUAAAGAAAGUAGUCUCAACCAAAGAAGCCUAAUGUUGAAACUUUGGUGAAGAAUAAGACAUACUUUAAUCAUCGUUCUUUAAUGAAUGAUUAUUUGAAAAGAUAGAACAUUUCAAUUGCAACUAAAGUGUUUUGUUUUAAUUCAUAAGAUGAGUAUAUUCGAAGAUGUUUAUAAAGACAUGGUUGGCUUGAAACACCUUGUAACUAAUAAAUAUUUGAUCUAAAAUGGGUUUAUACUGAUAAUCCUGAUGAUUUUAAAACAUUAUUAGAUGGAUAAUUUUACAAUCAUUUUAGUAACACUAAAGAACUUACUACAAAAUCAUGUUUAUUAACAAACUUUAAAAAUUAAUGUGAAUAUGGUUAUGAUACAAGUACUUUCUUUCCAAGAGCUUUUGAUUUAGGAAAUGCAACAGAUAGAGAGGAUUUUCUUAAAGAAUAUGAAAGAACUGCUGUUACAAUAAUAUUAAAGAAGGCUAUUUUUGCUUUGAGAAUUAAGAGAAAAAAUGAGAUGAAGAAAAUAAAAGAAGUAAUAUUUAAGGAAUGGAAAGAGAAAGAAGAAUAUUCAAAGAUUAGAAAAAUUGAUAUGAAAAGAACUGUAAAGAGGAAAUACAAAAAUAUUUAUACAGCAUAAGAAUUGGAAGAUUAAUAAUAAUAAUCAGAUAUUAAAUUUGAUUGUUUAAUUAUGUCUGAAGUAUUAUCUAGAUUAUCUGAUAUGAAAAGAUAGUUAAAAGAUGGUUUCUAUGAUGAUAAAAAUUUUGAAUUGAGUUAACAAUACAUAUCAAAAACUAGAUUAAAGUAAUAUUUAUAUUUAUUUAUAUUAUAGUUUAAUUACUUAUUCUCAAAUUUAAAAGUUUGAUAAAGGUACUAAUCCAAGUUAAUUUUUAAUAAAAAAAUUGUAUAGAUAUCAUUUGUUUUUUAAAAAGUAUGAUCCAGCAUAUAAGGUUGAUGGAAUUAAUAAUAUAUGGAUUAUUAAACCAGGAGGAUGUGCAAGAGGAUAAGGAAUUUAUUUAGAAAAGGAUAUUACAGAAGCAAUUAAUAGUGGUUAAUAAAUGUAAGCUAGAUUGGUACAAAAGUAUAUAGAAAGACCAUUGUUAUAUAAAGGAUAUAAAUUUGAUUUGAGAUAAUGGGUUUUAGUAAGGAGUUUCUAACCAUUAUAAGCAUUUGUUUUCAGUCAUUGUUAUAUGAGAAUGUGUAGUCAACCAUAUGAUGUGAAAGACACUAAGAAUUUAUUAAAGCAUUUGACAAAUUUCUCUUUAAAUAAAUCAGAAUUUAAGAAGUAAGUGAGCAAUAAUAAUACAUUAGUCAAAAUGAUUCAAUUUACAGUAGUGAUUUUAUGUAGCAAUGGCUUCCUGUUGAUUGGUAAAAGAUAGUUAGACCAUAAUGUAAUGACUUAAUGAUUAAAACACUGAAAAUAUUAUAAGAUCAAUUUGAAGGUGAAUCUAAAUAUUGUUUUGAAUUAUUUGGUUUUGAUAUUAUGUUAGAUGAAUAUUGUAAACCAUGGUUAUUAGAAGUCAAUUUAUCACCAGCAUGUGCAGAAAGAGCAGAUUGGUUACAUGAAAUGUUAGAUUCUAUGGCUGAAAGUAUGUUUAAUAUAGUAUUUGGUGAUGAAUUUAUUAGACCUAAAAAAUACUAUUAUGAAUUAUUAAUUGAUGAAGAAUAAACUUAUAAUAAUUAAUAAUAGAAUGAUAAUUAAUUUGAAUUAUGGGGAUAAAAAUGUAAUAUUAAAAGAGAAAAGAUGAUUGAUAAAAGAUAUAUAGAAUCACUUGCAGCUUUAAUGAUAUAAAAAUUUUAUAGAAUGUAUAAAGCUAAAAAAAUAAAAUGGUUUUUAAGAGAUACAAAAUAUGCUAUUAUUAUCUAAAAAUAUGUUAGGAGAAUGCUUGCUAAAUUAUUAAGAAUAAGAAUAAAAAAUUAUAAUUCAGCUACCAAAAUAUAAACACUUAUUAGAGGAUUUUUAGCUAAAAAGAGGAGAUAUCAUUUAAAAAGAAACAAAAUGGCAACUAAAAUAUAAUGUAGAUUUAGAUGUAAUUAAUCAAUAAAAAUUAAAAAUUAAUUAAAAAGAGAAUUAGCAAUUUUGUAUUUAGAAUAAUUGAUCUCAUUUAAAAUAUCAUUUAAAGUGGCUAAUGAUUUGAAAUACAAACUAUUUAAAUAUAAAAAAAUAUAAAGAUGGUGGAAAUCAUAAUAUAGAAAAAGAAUAAAAUAAAGUGCCAAAAUUAAUUCACUUUUUAAAUGGUAUUCAUAUAUUAUUAUUAAUUUAGUUUUAUUUAAAAAAAGAAAUAUAAGAAAUUACUUAAAAAUCAUAGAUCUGCUAUUAUAAUUUAAAAAAAUUAUAAAAGAUUUAAAGCAAUUAAAUUAAGAAAAAGAUUGGAAAAAGAAUAAACAGCUCUUUUAUUGUAAUGUUUAAUGAGAAUAAGAUUAGCAAAAAGGUAAAAGAAAUUAGAAAUUAUUCAAAAUGGAUUAAAUAAAUUAACAAAAGUUUAUGGUAGACAUAAAUCAAGAGUAGCAAUGGUUAAUAUAUGGAAUAUGGGAUUGUUAAGGGUGAAAUCAAUUAUGAAAAUAUAGUCAUAUAGACUUGUAAUUAAAUCAAAAAGAUAUGUACGUAGACUCAAACGAUUAAAGAAAUUUAUUAGAUUAUAAGCAUUUAUAAAAGGCUUUUUAUAAAGAAAGAGAUAUAGAAGAUUAAUUAAAAGAAAAAGAGCAAUUAAAUUAAUUAUUAAAUGUAUUAGAAGAUAUAUCUUUAAAAAGAAGAUAAAGAGAAGAAUUUAAUAGAAAAAAGGAAGAGGUCUUAAUCUAUAUUCUUAAUAGCCUAGUAAAACAAAUACAAUUUAAACUAUAUCUACUAGAAAUUCAUAAACUAUAUAAUAAAAUACAAAGAAAUAGACAAUCCAAAUUCCUAAAAAGAAAUGA
Paramecium primaurelia is the source of this 3118-nucleotide messenger RNA. NCBI's taxonomy places the organism in Eukaryota, Ciliophora, Oligohymenophorea, Peniculida, Parameciidae. The record is from the annotation of a GenBank genome assembly.